Molecule: messenger RNA, 1083 nt
Organism: Cajanus cajan (pigeon pea)
Lineage: Eukaryota; Viridiplantae; Streptophyta; Magnoliopsida; Fabales; Fabaceae
Product: abscisic acid receptor PYL8
Biological process (GO): abscisic acid-activated signaling pathway
Cellular component (GO): nucleus; cytoplasm
Molecular function (GO): abscisic acid binding; signaling receptor activity; protein phosphatase inhibitor activity
Source: RefSeq, a predicted model, not a curated record
UAUAAAAAUGAAUAAAAAGAGGGUUAUUUAAUGGAAGUUAGUUUGGGAUAAUAGAGAGCAGAAAGGGGUAGUUGGAUGGCGGUGCGCUUGGGUUUCAGAGGCUGAAACGGUGGCGUUUGGCAUUGGCAUUGGCAAUCAGAAUGAAGAAUGAGGAAGAGUUGAGCAGCAGAGAGAUGGAGUGCAUGAGGAGACACCACCACCGUGUGCCGGCGGAGAAUCAGUGCUCCUCUGCUCUCGUUAAGCAUAUAAAAGCCCCGCUUCCUCUCGUGUGGUCUUUGGUCAGGAAAUUCGAUGAGCCUCAGAAGUAUAAGCCGUUUGUGAGGCGCUGCGUUGUGAAGGGAAACCUUGAGAUUGGCAGUCUCAGAGAGGUUGAUGUCAAGUCUGGCCUUCCAGCGACCACCAGCACUGAACGGUUGGAGAUUCUUGAUGACAAUCAUCACAUCCUUAGCGUCAGGAUUAUUGGCGGUGAUCAUAGACUCAAAAAUUACUCGUCCAUCAUGUCCCUCCACCCAGAAAUUGUUGAUGGGAGGCCAGGUACCCUGGUAAUUGAAUCAUUUGUGGUGGAUGUACCUGAAGGGAACACCAAGGACGAGACAUGCUACUUCGUUGAAGCCUUGAUCAAAUGCAAUCUGAAAUCACUUGCUGGUGUCUCAGAAGGGCUUGCUGUGCAGGACCACACUGAACCAAUUGAUCGGAUGCAUGAGAUGUUUAUAAAAAGUGGCUAACAACUUGGCUGCCAUGGAUGAAGCUUCAGCCACUUUCCAAUCUUGGAGGCUUAGGAGACGGACUGGCAAAGGGCAAUAGAGCUUAAUUUAGUUUCUGUUAUAGACUAUAUAGGGUAGUAGGGUUCUUCAUUUCAUUUGCUUUUAUCUAUCUUUCUUAUAGAGAUAUCAUAAUGUUGCUUUCUAUCUUUAGUAGUUAAGGAACAGAAUGUUUCCAGUGCAGUAAAAGGUAAAGGUAAUCUGCAUGUUAAUAGGUUAUGUUCUUUCUGAAUAUAGGUGUUGGUCAAAGUUGAUCUGAAAAUUUGUUUCAAUUUGUAAACUUGUAGUUUCUAGUUGCAGUAAAAUUUUAGCUUAUAGCGGA